Messenger RNA from Saccoglossus kowalevskii, 2280 nucleotides. RefSeq names its product GATOR2 complex protein MIOS-B-like. The record is from RefSeq and is a predicted model, not a curated record. NCBI's taxonomy places the organism in Eukaryota, Metazoa, Hemichordata, Enteropneusta, Harrimaniidae. Gene Ontology annotation, molecular function: protein binding. Gene Ontology annotation, biological process: positive regulation of TORC1 signaling; cellular response to amino acid starvation. Gene Ontology annotation, cellular component: cytoplasm.
AUGGCUGCAAGUACAAGAUUUGACAUUUCCUGGUCUCCAAUCAAUCCCGAUAAAUUCUUAACAUUUGGAGUUGAUAUCAGUUUGUACAGAGUUGAGAAUAUAACUGAAGAUAAAGUCAGCAAAUCACAAGGACAGGCUAUUUCUGAUGGGAAGUGUGCCAACUUAAUAGCAGUCAACAAUGAUCACCAGUAUAACAUGAAGUGUGUGUCAUGGUAUCCUAAACCUGAACCUGAUAACUUACUAGCUAUUGGUCUAAACCAUGGAAAGGUUAUUCUGACAAGCUUUGGCCAAGAAAGUGAUCCACAGGGCUUGAUUGGUAAAGUGUUUGUACCAAAACAUGCUAGAACAUGCCAUACUUUAUCUUGGAAUCCAAUUGAUUCAAACUUUUUAGCAGCAGCUUUUGGAGAGAAGUCCAGAUAUGAUCCAUCUAUAUUGAUAUGGGAUAUCAAUGCAAAACCAGCUGUUGAAUUGAGCUCUACUCCAGAAAGAACAAGAACGUUUCCUACCAAUAUUGAUAGUUCAUCGUCAGUUACUAAACCAGUUGCUGAGUUUGGUGCAUCUGAGACUACCAUGUCAUUAGCGUGGUCAUAUCAUGAACAACAGACCUUGAUAGCGGGAAUGAAUAAUAAACAUUUGAGGCUCUAUGACUUAAGAGACAGUACUCGUCCAGUUAAAGCCACCGUCACUAAAGCGGUGUAUGGUAUAACACCUGAUCCCCAUACGAAUAAUAGACUUGCAUCAUACUGCGAUGGUCAAGUCUCUAUCUGGGAUCUUAGAAACUUUGAUAAACCAAUUAUUACUCUGUCAAGUGAAAAACAUAAUAACACAUGUAUUAGUAAACUAUCAUGGUGUCCAACUAGAUUGGGAUUGCUUGCCGUCUUACCCAAAGACAACCCCAUUAUCAAAUUGUAUGACAUACAACAUGCAACAUUCAGUGGUGAUGACGUAGAACCGACUAUUAUAGAAAGAACUGUACAACCCUAUGGUAAUCACUCAGUGUCAUCCUUUGCAUGGCAUCCAACGCAUGAAAACAGAAUGCUGACAAUUACACCAGGUGCUACUAUAAAAGACAUUACGGUAUUUGAAAGAAUUGCGUUGGCUUGGUCCCCCCACACUAGUGUAACAUGGUCAUGUGGUAAGAAGUUAUUACACAUUUCUUCCAUAUCUGAUGAUUUAGAAAACGACAUCUCCGCUAAGAUGAAGUGCCGUGCGUCCCACGGAUACGGCUUACAUGCAGAUAUAUUGGCUAACCUUGAAAAUGUCAAUGAUUUUGAUUCAGUUACAAUCCUUAGGCAAUUCACACAGGUUACGAAUUUGAAAGAAGAUAGUAAAGUCAAACUUUCAGGAAAAACUGCUAUGAAGCUGCCAGGUGUGAAGUCGAUUGUGAAAGGUGAAACGAACAGUAGUGGUGUUUGUAUCCGUAGCAAUCAGACAUUGGUAGAAUGGGAUGGUCUGGAUUGGACUUUGGAAUCUACGAUGUAUACGAGUGAAGCAAGGACACGUAUCUUGCAUCUUUGUGGUUGGAGGUUUGAUAGAGAUGACAAGUCAAUUAUGGAAUUUCUUGCAGAACUGGAAGAGGAUGGUGAAUAUGAAAGAGCGGCUGCAGUCUCGUUGUUUAACCUCAAAUUGAAACAAACAAUACAAACAUUGAAUCGAGGAAAAAGUGGUGCUGAUUUAAAUCUGACAGUUGUUGCUAUGGCGCUGUCUGGCUACACUGACGACAAGAAUACUCUGUGGCGAGAGAUGUGUAGUGCACUAUGUAAAGAACUAAAAAAUCCAUACUUACGAGCAAUGUUUUCAUUCCUCAUAAGUGACAGUGACAAUUAUGACUCAGUAUUGAAACUUUGCUUAUCAGAUAUCAAUGUACUAGAAGUUUUUCUCACGAUAGCUAAAUUUGAUGUCUGUCGUAGUCAGUGUGAUCCAAGUAGUCGACCAUCUCAACAGGUUUUCAUCAGUUGUAAUUUCUGUGGUAAAUCUAUCGCGAGUAACAUGUUGACCGGCAGUUCUCGGUCACGUGUUAUGACAAGUUUUGGCGGAGGAAUAGCUAACAAAUCAAAGAUCAGUAGUUGUCCUAGCUGUCGUAAACCACUGCCAAGGUGUGCGAUAUGUCUAAUGAAUAUGGGAACUCCAGCAACACCUCCACCAACGAAUACAACCAAAGAAGAAAUUGAAGAAUUAACUAGUGACACUAAGCGUAGUCAGUUCAAUAACUGGUUUACUUGGUGUCAAACAUGUCGGCAUGGUGGACAUGCCACACACAUGACAUCCUGGUUUAGGUAA